GGCAAAUUCUUGCCCUCCACCUAGGCCCUUGAUUUGGUGGGGACAAUAAUGGAUGGCAUGCUUUCUGCCAGCCCCAUGUGUGCCACAGCAGCAGGCCACUGGUUCUGUGCAGUCCUGAGGGAGAAUGGAGAUGCCCUUCUGAAUGAGGUGCCAGACAUCCUGUCCACUAUCUUUAUACGGAUGCCAACAAUGCAGGAGAGGUCCAUGCGAGGCUUCCUGUUAGAAGGCGUUGGCAUUCUUGCCAUGUUUCACCUAGAGGCAGUGAUCACCAGCCUCCUUGCCAAGCCUCUGCCAAUGGACAGUUGCAGUGACACCUCUGAGCUCUGGAGGGCCUUGGGGAGGGAUGAUGUCUCCACCCUCCAUAUACUCCGUUUGCUUCUGGAGAAGAUCCAAUAUCCAGCUGGCACAGAGGGUAGCCCAUCUGAGGGCACUGCAGCCCUGGGACCUCUCGCAGUGUCCUGUCCCAAGCGCAGCUACUCCAGUCUGGCCCAGGGGUGGUAAAGCCUGGAGAGACCCUCACCCUGACCUGCACCAUCUCUGGAGAAUCCAUCGCUACAAGCAGCAGAUGGUGGCAUUGGAUCCGGCAACCUCAAGCAUCAGGGCUGGAGUGGAUGGGGUAUAUUAACUACAGUGGCGGCACCAUCUACAGCUCAGCCCUACAGAGCCGAAUUUCCAUCUCCAGAGACACCUCCAAGAACCAGGUCUCCCUGCAGCUGCACUCCAUGACGGUCGCAGAGACCGCCAUGUAUUAUUUUAUCAGGGACAUCACACAGUGACUCAGAGCAGGGCAGGGGCUGUGCAAAAAGGGGAAGUGGAGUCUGUACAGCAAAUCACACCAGCUUCCAACUGACAGCCAAGUCCCUUCACAAACACAUCCCACUGAAGACUCCCCUGUUUCUGUGCAAGCAUUGCCACCUGAGCUCCUCACCGGGAACCUUUUACUCAAAUAGGCAUGCUAAAACUGGGACAGACUUUCACCGUGACCUGCAGAGUCACAAGUACCUCUGCCAGGAGCAGGAUCUCUGGCAGCUGCCUUGGGAAGGAGCUGUGGCAGAUGGGGUCUUGAUGUACAGGGACCGUACACUCCUUCUCUGCAGAGCACAAUCAUCAUGUCCACAGACUCUUCCAGCAACCAGUUCUUGCAGCUAUGCUCCCUGACACCUGCAGAUACUGCCAUGGAUCACUAUGUUGGUAAUAGUGUUGCGAGGACACAGAGCAGAGCUUGGCUGGGCACAGAUGGAAGGGGAUUCUGCAUGAGCAGCUUUCUUUCUCAGUGGAUAUUGGGGCCAAGCCGUGUAUCAUUCCCUGCUGGAUCCACUGCUCCUGCGGAGGGACCACAGCUGGGGAAUGUAAUUAGUCCCAUCAUUAGCUCACCAUGGGCUGCUUCUAGUGGGGUGGGCCUGCCCCAUCUCAGCCUGCAAUGGGCAGGACUGGUUUAUUACAGAAGAGAAAGUGCUUUGCCUCCUGCAUUCCCAAGGUCCAACCUCCACUUCUACAAAUACAUUCCAGUAUGGGGCAGAGACUGCCAGAUGAGAUGAGGGCAGGUCACAUUUAGGCAGGGACUCAGAGCUGGAAGCACUUUCCAUGGAGUCUUCACUGCAGGACACAGCCCCCUCCCUCCCGGUGCGAGACACAGGCCAACAGAGGGAUCCUUAAACCUGUCCUUGGGAACCCCCACCCUCUCUGCUCAACCCUUCUGGAGGCCACAGACACAGCUCAGGGUAGGCACUGGGGAUGCAGGCCAUGCCCUGGCUAUCAGGAGGCCUAGGUUACACUGAGGCAGGAAUUACGCCCGACAGAGUGCUUCUCUCUGCUGAGACUCUCCUGCUCAGGGAGAGCAACAGCAGACACAACAGGCCAGGAGGCUCCUCCUGGCUCCCAGGAUAGUGCUGUGCCCUCAACCCCUUUGCCUCCUUGCCUUGAGACACCCACACCCUAUCAGGGCACAUGUACAGACCAAGGUUCCCUCUAAGGUGCACGCAUGCAUGGCCACGCACAACUAAAAGUUGUGCCCCCUUUGAUAAGUGUCCCACGCUGGACCGAGGCAGCACGCUCACGGACCGAGGCAGUGCGCUCAUGGACCGAGGCUGCGUGCUCACAGACUGCUACUCCUUAGAGGGAGCAUUGGUACAGAUCUGAGCCCAACAACCAGGGUGGGGAGGAGACACCCUUCCUAUAGGGACAUCACCCCUGCAGAGUGCUCCCAACCUGACCCCCGCCACCUCUUACCCUCCACGGUAAUCCCUGCUUGGGGGCUACUAGGUAAAUGCAGACCCUGGGUUCUGGAGCCUCAGUCCAUGCCCAGCCUCUGCCCUGGCCCCUCCUGCCUGCUGGGGACUCUCCCCCACCCCAUUGACACAGGAAUGCAGCCCUCCUUCAUUUCUUCUCUCUUCUCUUGUCUGCCCCUACCUGCAGUUUCAAAUAAAGUAUCCGGUUAUAUCUUUCAGUCAGUCAGAUAAAAUAAACUAAGUCUUAUACUUAUAAAAGGAAUGUAGGGAGUGCUUACCGCUGAGAAGACAUUACUUGUCCAGGCUAGGGAACACUGAGACCCGUUAAGUGAGAUUUUUUAAUUAGGAUCUCUUACCUCUGAGUUUUGGCGCCACGGGUGUCAGUUGUGUCCCCAGACUGUUCAAGCUCCCAACUCGGUUGGCCUUCCAGACUGCGUCCCCACUUUGUCGACCCAUGUUCAUUGUGGCAUCAAUGAUGACUCCAAGAUCCUUUUAAGGGAGACAUAUCUUGUUGAUCAUUUUAGGAACAGGAUGCCCAAAGAAAAGGAUCACCCAGAGGCACCCCUUGGAAAUGGCCAGUUCUUAGCUUUUCAGGCAAAAAAGGAGUGAAAGGUAAGAACUGGCCAUUUCCAAGGGCUGCCUUAACUCUGAAAAUGUUGAGAACCACUGCUCUACAGGUUGAACCAAAGCACUUUGGACUUUACUCUGUGAACCUUCACUGCCUGAACUAAACCCCCCUGUUGUGUAACAGAUAGAAAAGGUCAAAAUAUUUUCAUCAAAGCACAGGUUUUCAUCAGAAAAAAAAAAAGUUGUUCCAAUGGCCUGGAAUAGUGUGCUAAAUAGUAUUGAUUUUGAAGAAAAUCCUCGUGGGGGAAAAAUUCCUAAGAAAAAAAAUUCUGUUUCAUUUUGUCAAAUUCUGACUUUUGGCUUUAGAAUUGUGUUCAUUUGUUUCAGGUUAUCUUAGUCGUUUAGAUUUAUAUUUAUUACUGAUAUUGUAUCAAUGCUAGUGCAAUUUUAAUUUCAGAAGCAUUGAUGUCAGCUGCUAUUUUUGUACCUAUUGAAACAUUUUGAAACAUUUUGAUUUACAAAACAAGACAAUAACUGACCCUGUUACAAUGAAAUAGCUUGAUCUGGAUCUUAGUGCUGUGCGGUUAGAACAAUCAACACAAACCUAUGUAGAUUAACCAGUACCUGCACCAAGAUCCUGUCUUCCUUAUCAAAGCUAAAUUAAACCAUGCAGAAAUGGCAAGGGUUCCACUUUAGAAGAUUCAAACACCAAACUAGGGAAACUGGGACAGUUUCCUGAUCUUACCCUGUUAAUAAAAAGAACCAGUUUUUCUCUAGUGAGUUGAACUGUUUCAGUUGAGGUGCCCAACUUGCGACCUCUUCAAGAAGCCAUGAACCUGCUGGGAUCUUAGCAACUAACUGCCCAG
Alligator mississippiensis (American alligator) is the source of this 3661-nucleotide messenger RNA. RefSeq names its product maestro heat-like repeat-containing protein family member 2B. The record is from RefSeq and is a predicted model, not a curated record. Bases 49 to 501 code for a protein of 150 amino acids. Gene Ontology annotation, cellular component: cytoplasm. Lineage: Eukaryota; Metazoa; Chordata; Crocodylia; Alligatoridae. The transcript has 4 exons.